Molecule: messenger RNA, 1431 nt
Organism: Botrytis byssoidea
Lineage: Eukaryota; Fungi; Ascomycota; Leotiomycetes; Helotiales; Sclerotiniaceae
Exons: 5
Coding region: 1-1431 (476 amino acids)
Biological process (GO): DNA repair; protein ubiquitination; mRNA splicing, via spliceosome
Cellular component (GO): Prp19 complex; U2-type catalytic step 1 spliceosome; cytoplasm
Molecular function (GO): ubiquitin protein ligase activity; protein binding
Source: RefSeq, a predicted model, not a curated record
AUGUUGUGCUCAAUAUCUGGAGAAGCUCCACAGCAUCCAGUUGCUUCAUCGAAAUCAGGCAACGUCUUCGAAAAACGACUUAUCGAAUCAUAUAUUUCAGAGAAUCAUAAGGAUCCAGUUACGGGAGAAGACCUCGAAAUCGCAGAUCUAAUCGACCUCAAAUCCGCCAAAAUUGUCACUCCUAGACCUCCAACCCUCACAUCGAUUCCUUCUCUCCUUUCCACUUUCCAAAAUGAAUGGGAUGCAUUAGCAUUGGAAAGUUUCACAAUAAGACAACAAUUACAUCAGACGCGACAGGAGCUGUCGACAGCAUUGUAUCAACAUGAUGCAGCUGUAAGAGUUAUUGCGCGGUUGACAAAGGAGAGAGACGAGGCUAGAGAUGCGUUGAGCAAGGUUUCAAUUGGUGCAGGAAAUGCAGGAAAUGGAGACGCUAUGCAGAUUGAUACUCAAGGUCUUCCAGAAAAUUUGGCGAAUCUGGUUGAUACUACACAAGCCGAACUUUCCAAAAGCCGCCGAAAGCGACCCGUUCCAAAAGGAUGGGCUACCACUGAAGAUAUUGGCCAAUUUACGAUCACCUCUACUUCGGAACCUUUAUACCCUGGGUGUGUUUCACUCGCCCAGACCGAAGAUCGGUUAGUUGUUGGUGGAUCGAAAGGAGAGGCAGGUAUCUAUUCUCUGGCCGAACAGAAGAUUAUAAAAUCAUUUGAAGCCGGAGGACAAGUCACGGGAGCUGCUUUCUAUAAAAGCACACCUAUUGUGUCUACUGCAAAGGGAGAGGUGAAAGUGUUUGGAGAUGAGGAGCAUACAUUUACAUCGCAUGCUGGAGCGGUAAAUGCUCUUGCAUUACAUCCAAGUGGUGAAAUUUUAGCCUCUGUUGGUAUCGACAAGAGCUUUGUUUUCUAUGAUUUGGCCGAGAAAGCGGCAAUCACACAGAUUUAUGCAGAUUCAGAACUUAAAACAGCAGCUUUCCAUCCAGAUGGUCAUCUCUUUGCAGCUGGCGGCGCUGAUGGACAGAUUAAGUUAUUCCAUGUCAAGACAGGAGAAAGCGCUGGUGUAAAUUUCGAGAUUGACGGACCAGUUCAGGAUGUCGCCUUUUCUGAAAACGGUAUAUGGUUUGCGGCAGUUGCCAAAGGAUCUACCAGUGUUGUAAUUUUCGAUAUCCGAAAAGAAGGAAAGGCUGCAGAGGCGAAGAUUCUAGAAAUCGGUGGACCAGUUGAUGCUAUCCAAUGGGAUUACACUGGUCAAUUUUUGGCAGCUUCCGGACCAAGAGGGCUUACCAUCUCCCAAUACACCAAAUCUACGAAAUCCUGGUCGGAUGCUUUGAGCGUAGCUGUUCCAGCAACUGCAGUACAAUGGGGUGAGGAAGCGAAGAGUUUGAUCACUGUUGAUAGUGAAGGGGUUGUGAAUGUCCUUGGUGUAGCGCCUGCAUAA